Messenger RNA from Anopheles merus, 6636 nucleotides. It is a transcript of the gene Pka-R2, whose product is annotated as cAMP-dependent protein kinase type II regulatory subunit. The transcript has 10 exons. Gene Ontology annotation, biological process: regulation of protein phosphorylation. NCBI's taxonomy places the organism in Eukaryota, Metazoa, Arthropoda, Insecta, Diptera, Culicidae. Gene Ontology annotation, cellular component: cAMP-dependent protein kinase complex. Gene Ontology annotation, molecular function: cAMP-dependent protein kinase regulator activity. Bases 656 to 1792 code for a protein of 378 amino acids. The record is from RefSeq and is a predicted model, not a curated record.
GUACGGCACGCGCGUAUCGUCGUGAGAGAGAGUGAAGCUGCAGGCUGGACCCGAAAGAGAUAGCGGCUUCACUGCUAGAACUGAAGUGAAAGCUACCAGCCGUGCGUGCGAGCUGUGAAAAAGUGACCACCUUGUGAAGGUUGUUUUAUUUUUUCUUUGCCGCCAUUGAAGCGCUUUCCGGUCCCGCACUCCGUGCUUCCGGCCGAAACUGGUGCCAUCGGUAGACGUCGGUGCUGUGCUCCAAGUCAUACUGUACCAGUGUGUCCAGAAGGCGUCGCGAAAGGUGGUGUUUGCUGCCUGGAGGAUCGAAGCAGUCGUGUGACAGUGUACCAAAUCACCCGUCUACAGUCCGUAUCCUGUACCCAUUGACCACAUCCACAGCGUGUGUGUUACUUCGUUUUCCAGCAGUGCAUUCGUGCAUCGUUAGUGAGCUAGUGGUGCGAGCAGUGCGAGAAGUGCGUGACGAUAGUGUGUCCGUAGUGUCUGUAAAGUUGAAACUCUCGACCAUACUUCCUCGGCCCUUUUGGAUACGUCACACUGUAUCGUCACAUUCAAGGUGAAAUUAAGUUUCGAUAGUUGAUUGCGACCUCAAGGAAUAACCCAGCAUUAAUUCCCUCGAAGGUUCGACAGACAGAUUACGCAAGACAAACGAACUAUGUCGAGUCAACAGAAGCAUCGGAUUCAGGUUCCCGACGGCCUAAGAGAUGUGCUUCUGGAGUUUUCGAUAGCGUACCUGCUGGAGCAGCCGGGCGAUGUGAUCGAUUACGCGGUAACGUUCUUUACAAAGCUGCAGGAGGACCGCAAAACAACGAUGAUCACGUCAGCCGAGCCAACCUCGCCGGACGAGAGCAUAAUGUCACAUGACGAAGAACCGCUAGUGAAUCGAUAUGCAUCGCGUAGGAAAUCUGUGUUUGCCGAAACGUACGAUCCUGAAAACGAUGACGAAGACGAGGGUGCGCGAGCAAUCUUUCCCAAAACGGACGAACAGCGGGCCCGGUUGUGUGAUUCAGUCAAAAACAUUCUACUUUUCCGAUCGUUGGACAAGGAACAGAUGAAUGAGGUUCUAGAUGCGAUGUUCGAAAAGAUAGUUCAAGCGAAAGACUACAUCAUCAAGCAGGGUGAUGAUGGCGACAACUUUUACGUCAUUGAGUCUGGAAUCUACAACGCGUAUGUGGGUGAAGAUCAAAAGCACAUACACACAUAUGAUAAUAGAGGAAGCUUUGGAGAGUUGGCUUUGCUAUACAAUAUGCCAAGAGCUGCUACUAUUCAAGCAGAAACGGACGGCAAAUUGUGGGCAAUGGAUCGUCAAACAUUCCGAAGGAUUUUGCUAAAGUCUGCUUUCAGGAAACGGAAAAUGUAUGAAGCUCUUCUCGAUGCUGUACCGAUGCUAAAAACACUGCAGAACUAUGAACGGAUGAACUUGGCCGAUGCGCUGAUACCUCAAACAUACGCUAAAGGUGAUCGAAUUAUCAAACAAGGUGACGCUGCCGAUGGCAUGUACUUUAUAGAGGAUGGUAAAGUGUCCAUUCGCAUCCAACAGGAUGCCGGCGAGGUAGAAAUUUCCAAUUUAGAAAAGGGCGGAUACUUCGGCGAGCUUGCGCUGGUAACACAUAGGCCACGAGCUGCAUCCGCAUACGCAGUCGACAAUGUAAAAGUGGCAUUUCUGGAUGUCGACGCGUUCGAACGUCUGCUCGGACCGUGCAUGAAUAUUAUGAAGCGUAACAUCGGAGAUUACGAAACGCAGCUAGUUAAAAUCUUUGGCAGCAAAAACAACAUCACCGACAUCCGAUAAAGCGUUGCUGUUUCAAAAUCAAUAAAAUGGGAAUUCUAAUCAACUAGAAAUAUAUGCUGCAUGAAAUAUUCUACACUCCACGACGAAUAACGAUGAAAAUCAAUCGAGCGGGAUAAACAGCGCCAUAAUUUUAGACGAAACUAUCUUUUGGACUAGAAGGCCACACUCUACGGAUGCAGGUGAAAAUUAUGAUGAGGAAAACUGCAAGUCUUUAUCCUGCUUCACAAACAUUGUAGACACGAGGAGGGUAAGAAUGAUGAUUGAAUAAGAGCCUACCUGCCACUUACUCCAAAUUAAAUCACAUUGCGAGUCGCCAGCAUAGAUAAUGUUACUUGAUACUUGAAACCAAAUUAGUGGCUGCUCGUGAUCGUGAUCGCACAAAAUCAUCGACAGUGCUGAAACGUAAAAAACCAUUGCCAUUGUAACGAAAGCAAGAUUCGUAAACAAGCGAUGUUUCGGGAUUGUAGCGACGAUGAUUAAGCAACAACGCGAUGAACUUGAAGGUAGGAUGAUAAAAUUAGAUUAGAAAUAUUUUUUUGGCUGAUGAAUACACAAACAAAAAGAAAUCUUAAAAGUCAAAUAUUUGAAAAAGUCGCCAUUACCGCCACCGUACAUGCUAUAGAUACAAGUACGCAGAUACAUGAAAAGCAUCAUGGUGAAUGGAGUAAGACACGACCCAAGCUCUUUAGGUGAACGAAUCUGAUGCGCAAGUAAAUUUAAAAUUGUAAACUGAAAUUGUGUAGAGUCUGUUGAACGUGGUGUGAAGUGGCGAUUCGUGUGUGCAUUAAGCUGAUGCUGAAUAUUCAGAUGACGGACACAUUGAUCGAGCAUGAGGGUGGACGUGUAGUGAGUAAGAUACAUCGUAAUUGUGUAUGUAGAAUUUAUGGUAAAACAUGAAAAUAACUUUUCUUACUCAUUAUGUCGUGUUGUUCGAUAUGAUAACCUUAGGGCGAUUAAAUCAUUAAGUAUAUGCUGAGAAGUGUAUUAAAAUUGAGUUAAAAACAAAUAACGAACGCAGCAGACUGUAGUUUAUCCUUUACGGAUAAAUGUUUAGAAAACGUUAACUAAGUUUUUCCGGCCUUUAGUUCAGAAAGUGCGUUGUAUUAUUUUGAAAUGCUAAUUUAUUGGUAUGUGUUUUUUCUCUGUUAUUUAUUAUGCUGCCAAUGAGCAAAAGAGAAGCAAACAUCGUUAUAGUGGUUCAGAACAAGGAUGUUAAUUAUUGGUGAUUGUUAUAUUAGUAUUAUUUUGCAAUGGUUACGACCAAAAAUAAGAAACAGUAGAACGAAAAACAAAAACUCUGGAAUGCCGUUUCAUGCGUGUAAAAAUAAAGAAUUUACGUGACGGAAUAAUUUCAUGAACAUGUUCAUCGAAAAGAAGGAAUGACGUGUCCGGAUCAUCAUGGAUGACGGGAAAUGUUUGGCUGCAUAUAAAUUAUAUUAGAAAAAAAAGCUACGCGAUAGAUGAUCAUCACUUGCACACACACACGUAUCAUACAGCGUCAGAAACGAUCAUAAAAUGCCAUAAACGAAAUGAAAUAGCUAGUAAGCAGUAAACACUUGUAAUAAACAUGAGAAAAACACGUAUCAAGGUGACAAAAAUGUAGAAGAACGCAUAAGGUGGUGCGUAGAUUUGCUUGCAGACACAAUUGAGAUGAUAUCAAGAAUAUAUGGUUUUGUAUUGCAUUAAGGGUAGAUGUUUGCAGCGUGAUGGUGAAAAGAGGGUGGAUAAAAUAUUAAACGAUAUAUAAUGAAAUAGAUAUACACUUCAACCAGGCGUCUAUGGCAAAUAAGAAUGAUACCAACAGAAGAAAUAUGUUGUCAGAUUAGUUUCCCUUCAACGUCUACCGCCGUGCAAACUUCAAAAAUGAAACAUAAUUUUGUGCAUAAUAAGAAUCGGGAAACCCCACUUCGGCAGUUUCUUAAUGCAUGUAUGCUUCCCGCUUAUAGAAAAAAGCGUGCGUGGAAAGGCAACAUGCCGGAAAAGAAACAGUUACUUGAGUUAGGGGUUGUUUUAGUUUAGCGUUACAAUACUUGCUAAACGUACAAAAGAAUGUAACGAUGAAUGAAAGCUCUGAUAUUAGUGUUUUAUGGAUCCCUUGUAAUGGAAUAUUCUCAUGCCCACAUAUACAUAUAUGACGUUUGCUAGAGUAAAAAAAACGUAAAACGAAAGUAAAUUCGUUUCCGCAACAUUCACUACACACUCUAAAGCGUUUUCGAAGAAUCUCUCAUCAGUACACCGGCAACCAAAAUCUAUGUUUUCACCUUAAUGCUGUUUCAAUACACCUUUCUUCACGCUUUGAACGGUUUCAAGUAGCACACAAACACAGCCAACAUCCAGAGAAUCAUAAAAAAAAAAAACAGAUAUAAUCGAGCGGACAGCAGCGACUACUGUGGAAACGGUUCGUCUAAAAGUGUUGCGUUGAAAUUUACAUGUUUUGUUUUAACAUUCAACAUAUCAUGAUAUAGCAUUUGUACGAUGCAUGUUGAUGAGAAGGAUCCACGCAGACCCUUUGUCCCGCAAUUCGUACCAGACGUAUCCAUAACGCCUCCAAAUGGAUCCAUGUGUACGCUAGCCUACACAUUGGUGAUCUUGUGUAUUGACAUCAAUAGUAGUAGUAUCAUUAGUAGCGAUAUAAGAAAACGCUCCAGUGUAGUUUCCGGUGAGGCAAGCGCGGCAAACCGUUGGCUCUUUUUUGCCGAUUGACAAUGGCAAAGGUGUGCAGUCUUAUAGAACAAGAACCAAAUCUAAACUUCCAAAUCGCAGCUUUCCCUUUCGCCGAGGCGGGCUUAUGUGACAUACCCUAACACAAUCGCGUAAAAUAAACGUAAUAAAUGGAUCCAUUUCUAUCACACCCGCGUCUGUAACACUGUCCACAGUACCUCUUGAGAAGCAAAAUCAGCGCUAACAGUAAAAGAUCAAAAGUAUGCAGAGAUGAGAAGAAGUAUACACACCUUUAAAAAGCUUAACGAAAAAAGAUGUUGUGCAAAGAAAGCGUGACGCGAAGAGUAGAUGGCAAAAGUAAACAAAUAAUAAACAAACAAACAAAAAACUCGUUGACAUCUUAAAUGUGCCCUUUUAUCCAAAAGAGAUGAAUAUACAUACACACAAAAAAUGAGAUGAAAUAUCCUUAAUCAUACUUAGUCGCGCACGAGAAGUAAGGCUACAAGACAGGCAAGCAGUUACGCUCACAUAAAUUCGUUGGAUUCCGCGCCAAGGAAUCCUGCUGCAAAACGGCUGAUCAAUCACUGGGAUAGUAUGCAGAGGAAUUACCUGCACAACGAUGCAGAAGGAAAAGUUGACAAGUUAUGCCAGAGGCAUUCGUUAGAGGAAGGUAUUUUCGAACUUCUACACUUCUAGUAUUUUUUUCUGUUAGGUAUAUGAAGAGCUUAUCUAGGGAAAAGAGGAAAAUAAUCAGACGUAUCUUGCAAUGCAGCUGUGCCAGUGCCAGUGACAUUCAAAGAGAAGUGAAAUUCGAGCGUGUCAAGCUCAGUAACGCAGAAAAGCGUACGUGUUUUGCAGAGUGCGAUAACAGUGAACCAGUAAACAUGCUUUUUGUAACAGAUUUAAAACAGUCAACCAUGCAACCAAUGGCGCAAAAUGCGUUCCACAUGAUACACACAGCACAGGUCACAGCAUGGAAUACAACGUACGUACGUUUAUCUACACUUCCGCAUAUUAAUUGAGAAAACAAUUACUUUUACGUUUACGUUUUUUUAUAAAAAAGAUCAGCUUGCAACGUAACCCACAAGAAAGAUUUAAAUGUUUCAUUUUCCUUUUUCCAACCAUGAAAUCAUGCAUCAUUAUGUGGCAUAAUGAAUAUAUUAAACUCUGUAUCAGGCUCGGGCCAACAGUUUUUAUGGCUUACGCAUGCUAAGCGGACAGUCAAGGCGCAAGGCUGGUCGUAUACUAGUUGCUCCAACAUAUAGCGCACUAGGGAAAAUGCUGGCCAUUUUCGUUUUAAGCGUUGUUUAUUUAAUGUUAAUUUUACGGCACAAUGAAAGGUUGGUUCAAGCUACUCUUCGGCUAGCUCCGCUUUGGGUAGAAGGAACCGAUAACACUAAUAGCAGAUUUUGAGGUAAAAGGCGUAUAACAACUAGUGGUUUCUGUAUUGUUUCCUUAUUGAAAUGUUUUCGUUUAUGUUUCACUUUUCUUUAUUUCAUUGUUUUCUAUAAAUUUUACCCUUAGCAAAAUAGAAGCGCUUAAUGAUAUUGUAGGCCAACACACACACACACACACUCACUUGAAACUUAAAUUAUAAUUAAAGAAAGAGAGAAAAAAUGCAAUUACUUAGUUUGAUUCGAUGAAACUCUUGAAUUGAAUGAAAAGUUUAAACUAAUCUUUUCCAUCACUAAAACAAUGAAGUUUCUUUGCAUAUUUAAUUACUAUUGUUGUGCAGUUUAUAUCUUUUCUACUUUCCGGUAAAGAUGAAAAGUGACGUAAAAUUCCAAAUGCUACUAUAAAUGAGCAGCUCUAUGCUUCCUCUGAACACAUGAAUCGGGCGGAUUAGUUAAGAAACACCGAACUGGCUUAAGGAUGUAGGAUAAAUCUAUUUUGAAAACAUAACAACAAAAAGGAAAAAAAAACACAAACAGAAUAUAAAGCAUGUAUCAAGUGUAGUUAACAGUUCGAUUUCGUUGAAUAUUAAACGAUUGAGUUGCUAAUUUUAAAGACAAAAACAAAUCACACAACACAAAUAUGCGUAACAAACAACAAACAAAUGAAAAUGAAGCAAAACAACACAAAAUAACAAAAAAAAAAAAAACAACAUGUUGCUGUCUCGUUAAUGAAGGUGUCGUAUUUAAUGAAAUAAAAGGAAAUAAAAAUGAAAGUAGAAAUAAAUCAUA